Molecule: messenger RNA, 1077 nt
Organism: Alternaria atra
Lineage: Eukaryota; Fungi; Ascomycota; Dothideomycetes; Pleosporales; Pleosporaceae
Exons: 3
Coding region: 1-1077 (358 amino acids)
Cellular component (GO): cytoplasm
Molecular function (GO): 2-oxoglutarate-dependent dioxygenase activity
Source: RefSeq, a predicted model, not a curated record
AUGGCCACGAGCACAUUGACUACCACUUCCACUGAAAGCAAUGGCGUUACAGCACAGCCUGGAUACCCACGCGAACCUCUAAAGCUAAAGGGUGCUCUAGAUGCAUACAAGUCUUUCGAAGUCACACCGGUCAUCGGUCGCGAGUUCGUCGAUGUGAAUCUGAAAGAAUGGUUGCGCGCGCCAAAUUCUGACGAUCUGAUACGCGACCUUGCGAUCACAAUCUCUCAGCGCGGUGUUGUCUACUUUCGCAAACAGGACGACUUGACCGAUGAGCUUCAGAAAGAGCUGGCACAACGCCUUGGCGAGCUCUCCGGUAAACCAGAAACAUCCAAGUUGCAUAUUCAUCCUGUCAGAAACGCCGGAAACCGUCUUGGAGGCAACGACAAUGAGAUUAGCGUCAUCAGCUCAGACCUGGCGAAGCAGCUCUUCAAGGAGAGGUCACAGAGUGGCAAAAGUGGCUGGCACAGCGACAUCACUUUUGAGCCAGUACCAAGCGACUAUGCGAUCUUGAGGAUGACUCAGUUACCAAAAUCUGGAGGGGAUACUCUUUGGGCCUCGGGGUACGACCUUUACGAUCGCCUAUCGAAACCAUACCAGAAGUUCUUCGAAUCCCUCACAGCAACAUAUGCACAACUAGAUUUCAACCGCGCGGCCAAGGAAAACAACUUCCCCGUUUAUACCGCUGCGCGAGGUGCGCCGGAAAACACUGGCGACUCUCUGACCGCUGUCCACCCCUGCGUCCGUACGAACCCAGUCACAGGAUGGAAAUCCCUCUACAGCGUUGGUCACCACGUCCAACGUAUCAAUGAAUUGAGCGCAGAAGAAUCAAAGCGCACUACAGAUUGGUUCUUGCAGCUCAUCACUGAGAACCACGACCUGCAGAUCAGACAUAGAUGGCAGAACCCAAACGACGUGGCUAUCUGGGAUAACAGGAGCGUGCUGCACACAGCGACGUAUGAUACCGAUGGCCAAGGACCGAGGAAGGGGUUUAGGGUCGUCAGCUUGGGUGAGCGACCGUAUUUGGAUCCGCAAAGUACGAGUAGGUUGGAAGCGUUAAGGCUGGCGGAAGAACAGUAG